CCUCCUUGUCCUUCCACGGUGGCGCCACUUAUCUGAUAUGUUUCCAAGGCCAAUGUAUUGACACCCUGAGUUUGACAUAUACUUUUCCAGUCAAGGACGAAAUAUUUUUACUCAUGCUUCCCCAAAGUACCUGAUGUCCCAGUGUGUCUGCGAUAUGUGAAAAAAGUAAUCUUUUAACUGCAGUGUUAUGAAUGGAUUUGCGUGUACCCUGCACCAAAGAGCAAGAUCUCGUCAUAAGUGUGUCUUGCCAUGUCAAAAUAUUGAAAUAUCAAUCUAAAUAUAACAGCGUGUUGCCAAAAAACAGCGUUUACCACCUUUCGGUGUCUGCGGUCUCUCCCUUAGCCUCUGCGUUUGUGUGGUGCGCAUACAGGUAAUAAGCUGCUCCGCCACUGCGCAACGAUGGAGCUAUCACAACGAUGGAGAUGACGCAAACAGACUCAGCUCUUCGAAAAAGUGUUUCAAGACGAACAUGGCGGCAACUUAACCGAGGUCCAAGAUGACAGUGGCCACCGGGAGAACCGAUUCGAGGCUUUCCGAGAAACCCAUCUACCUGCGUCGAGGGGGCUGCUGGCUCUCCUUUAAGUGAAUCUGCGGAUCGAGCGGUGGCAGACGCGCAGCAUCAGCACCGAGAGGCUCGCAACAGCUGGUCUCCCUUGCGCGCCCCCCUGACAAGCGAACAAGCCCGGAGAGGGGACGUCAGGGAAGAGGUGGGGGUAUGCGGUCAAAAAGGACGCCGUUCCCCCCCGGAGAGCCAUGGAGAACCGGGAUGCGGCAGCGCGAAGCUUAAUCUGUGCGGGCACGCUAAUUGGUUCGGAAUAGCACCGACUUGCUGCGGGGCGCGAUAGCAGGAGCGCCCUGGACCGGCGGAGGCUCGGAACCCCCCCUCCUACCGCUGCAGAGGAGAACCAACCGGAGCCCGUCGCCCGACAAGUCAAUGAGUAUUGUGGCAGAGGAGCCCCCGCGGUGGAGUCGGCCCAGGGCAGCACUCUCCUAAAAUAUGACCAGGGGUGUUUGGAUGCGUCGGCAGCAUAACGAAUGCUUAAAAUACUGGUCUGCACCCCGAGAGAACGAGAAGCCAUUCACGGAGCCGGAGCGGGCCCAGAGAUGGCGACAGUCGCUGGCCUCUCUGCUCUUCAUCACCGUCCUGCUCUCUGAUCACCUGUGGUUCUGCGCUGAGGCCAAGCUGACGCGGACCCGCGACAAGCGGUCGGACGAGGGGCACGCUAUCUCGGACGCGGGCGAGAAGAAGCCAAACUCCCCCCAACAACAACACGUCCCAAAAUCACCCGACCCCCGCCGCCUCGCCAGAGAGCAAGAUGUUAUUUUUAUAGGGAAUUCUACCAAACCUCUGUGGCGGAUGGACACCUGUCACCCGGACAGCUUGUCCAGAGACUGCUUCACUUUCACGGACGCUCUGACAGUGUGCCUGGGCCUCUCUGGCGAAGAAGAAGAGGGGACACAGUCGGCGUACGUGAAUCUGAGCGAUUUGUACCUUUCUUUUUGUAAUUCCUACUCACUUUUGGAUUUGUUUUACGGGUUUACGAGUCCGGACGUUUUGAAUUGCUCCCUGGAUACGGCCAUGGGGGUGGAUCUGCUGGGGUGCGCGGAGUGUGUCCGGGCUUAUCAGCGUCUGGAUCGGCAGGCGGAGGAGAACUACAGGGAGUUUGAGCUGCUGGUUCAGAAGUACGAGACGGACGCGUACUCAGUCAGGACAUGCAUGGAUGAGUGCAAGAUGGUUUAUAAGCCCUGGCUGUGUUCUCAGUACUUCCAGACCACCCAGAUACACUGCAGCAAUCGAAUCCCCUGUGGCCAGUACUGCCUGGAGGUUCAACAGCGUUGCCCCUUUGUCCUCCCUGACAAUGAUGAUCUCAUUCAUGGAGGCAGCCCAAGUUUUGUAUGCACAGGGUUGCUGGAAGUAUACCCAUCAGGUGUUGACCCAAAUGCAGAGUGCUGUGAUGUGCGGUGGGAUUCAAAAGUGGACAACCGUUCCAGAGGGACCCUAAAAAGAACUCACCCGCCAUGCCAGCAUCGUACCUCCCUCAGCUCCUCGGCAGCCUGCAGACUGUGUAACAGCCGGCUCAAACUCUGCCUGCUGGUCCUGGUCCUCCUACACACUGUUGCCAGCCUCACUGCAUCCCACAAUGCAACAGGACUGGGCCUCCCCACCUUCACGCCUCUGGAGGAGAGCCCCGCCAACGAGGAGUGAUGGAGCAGCUGAGAGGAUAUGAGGUCGCAGAAGGUGGGGGUGGGGGAUUCCCUCACCAUGGCAACCAGCUUGGAAAAAUACGACGACGGUUGAUGCGAACAGCUGGAGCUGUGUGCCUGUAGACAUACUGCAACACUUUAUGACAAACAAAAACACAUGGGAUGCUUUGAGAUGAGAAACGCUUAAAUCAAUCAAACAUAAACUAAAGAAACAAUCUCCCACAAACUAAGGGAUUCAAGCUGUCCCUUUGGUAGAAAAAAGGGACAAUGCCACAACCUUUGUUGAGCGGGAAGGUCAGCUUCCUCGUGGCUGAGUUUCUCUACGCUUUUUUACACUGUGUUCCAAUUAUUGGUUUCUGUUGCACUGGCUGACUAUGGAAUAACAUAAUCAUAUUCUUUCUCUAAUGUUCAUUAUUCGUCUUUUUCGUGGUUCCCUCAUUCAGGAACAAAAUGAUUCCUCUAAGUAAGACAGAAAAUGUGAAAAAACAAAUUAGCAGCAAGUAUGUGUGUGUGAGAGAGAGGAAGAGAGUGAGAGAGCGAAUGAGCGGAUGUUGCUAUGCCAAAAAGUCUACUUAAAAGGCUAAUGGUUUCAUGGAGAGCCCCUCAGAUUUUCUCUGCUCCUCCAUGGGGGUUUGGUCAUAUUCCUUUUAGGAUUUCUUUGGGUUUUAAUGUGGUUCUGACUUCCAUUAAAAUGUAUUUGUUUGACUAAGGCUUACAGGCCUUCUUCUUACUUAGUUUUGCGAGACAAUAUUCACCAGAUAACACAAUUUAGUAUCAAAAUACUAUUUUGUGUUCCAUUAAAAGCAAACACUGGGCUCAGGAAAGUUUUCUAAUACUAUUUAAAAUGUUUCCUUAACUAACCGUUAAUUUUCUUAUGCUGACUUUAAAGACACUUAAUUUUCUGUAAACCUAAAUGAGGAAAGUGAAAUUUGACAUUCCCUUAUGGUGAAAUCUCAAAUGUUACUUUGCAAUUAUAAUCAGUUAAGUUUUUUUAUUCAAAAUUCAGACACCUUUAUUUUUCUGUAUCUAUUAUCUAUUUUAUUUUUCAAAUGUGAGGUGGUGAACAAAAUAGUUUAAUUUUGGUACACUUUAUUUAACCCUCGCACUAUCCAAUUUUGACCCCACAGGUUUUUUACAAGUUUUACUCAUAAAAAAAAUGUGUGCGUGGUUCAGCGGGGUCUCACUGACCACACAUGAGCUUUUACAAGUUUUUUUUGUGUGUGUAUGUGGUUUUAAUAAUUAACUGUCUUACAGGACAACCCUUGACCCCCGUUUUCCCGUUGUCUGAAGACUACAUUUGCAGCGCUCCUGAGCAUCGCACUACACCUAAGACUGUGAUAGGGUUAAAUUAUGAAUACACACAGUGAGCCCCCCUCCCCCCAAAAAAUGAAAUAAAUAAGAAAUACUUGCUCUGAACAGUGAAUGUUCAGAAACAAAAAAAUAAAUAAAAUGUAUUUAGGUCAGGCUUGGUUACUCCAUUUCAUCUACCCUAAAACUUAGCACCAUUGACGAUUUUUAUAUUGGCAGCUGCCCAGGGUGGCAUUAUGAAGGGGCACAUCUAUAUAAUAAAAUAUAAAAAUAUUGAUUUUUUAGCUUUCUAUUGAUUUGUGGAUGUGUGGUCAAGGGGGAGUUGGUACCACUAUUCAACAGUUGCCUCCUGCUCGAUGCACUGCAUUUUCUUCCACCUCAAGAACACAAAAAGAAGAGUUCCUCCAUUUUAUAUGUUGAGGGGGGCGGUGCCCUGGGCAUAAAUUGCCCAGGGUUCUAUUUAUGCUUGAUCCGUCUCUGCCAAAAACACAAAGUACUAGACUUGAACAUCUUAGAGAUUUUAACCCCAAGCCCGAUUUCAUUCAAGGACAACAUGAUGGCUGGAUGUUAUAUUAAUCGCUUUGCACAACUAGCAACUAAUACAACUAACUCUCAUUCAGGUUUGUUAAAUUAUAAUUUGGCUAUCUGCCACGAUGUGUAGCCUUUGCUCAUCUCUAAACACAAAGGCAGUUUCAAUCAGUUUACGUCAGUUAAGAUGGAGCAUGGGUCCUCUGCAAGAAGAGGCCACUUGUAUUGUCAGAACCACAUUUAAUCCCAAAUCACAUCCAGUAGCAUGCCCACUGUUUGUAUUUCUUUACUUUAAGCAUCACAGAUUCCAUUAUGUAAAGGGCUUAUUAUGAAAUACCGAACAAACGUUGUCAUUCAUACAGUCAGACACAUUUAAAAGUCACUUGUUUUACUGUUUGCUUGCCAACAGAGAGGAUGACAAUGCCUCAUUCUUAUUUUCACGGAAAUUCAUUCAGCUUCAGUGCAAAAGGCCUUUUUUUACUGCAAUUGGAAAUCAGGAGCAGAAACAAACGCAGAGAAAGGAGCAUGUCACUGUUAAUGAACGCUCAAAGUCAGUUCAGUUUACUUAUUUAUUAAGCCUGGGAUGUGUGAGCUUAGAAAGAAAUGGUGUGACCUUAAGGGCUGACCUCUUUCCUUAGUUCUGUUUCUAUUGUGUGUCUCUUUGAUUAAAGUGGCUGGAAGAUCAGGUAUCUGCUAAAAGCAAGGAGAUGUUGCUGGAUACAUUUAUUUUCGCAUUCCAGUUUGUUUAUUAUAUUAAAUGUUCCGUCCAGAAUCUGAUGUCAUCAGGUUAUAACAUUACAUGGUGAAUUUACUUCCAUCUUUAUUCCACCUAUGUCAAUAUAUAUUUAUAUACUGGCUUAUCUUUAGAUUUGCUGCUCAGACCUUGCACCAUAUUACUCUUCACUAUUCCUGUUUGCAUGAAAAGCUCCCCAUCCACCCAUCCUGGUUUAGGUUGUCUACAUUCAGUGACAAAAAUGCUGCUAUGCCAGGGGCCACAACUAGAUGAGAGAUAUAUUUAUUCUUUUAUAUUAUCGCUGCUGCUGGAGGCCUACAGUACGAGAACUGUUAGAUAUACAGGAAUCAAAGAUGGUUAAGCUCUGGGAGAUUUUUAUUUUUUUUUUUACCUCUUAACUUGUGGGUAGAAGGGUGCUGCUGCUGCUAUGUCUGUACCUCUGUAUAUAUUUUAUUUAUUUUUUUUUUUUUCAGUUUAGGUUUUCAGUUAUUCAUUUGUUCUGAGCUAAUUGCAAACAUCUUCACAUUGGGGUUGCUAGAUAGAUAUUACUAAAAAAAGUUGUAUUCAGACUGCAGGGAUCUACAAUACUAUUAGAUUUUGCACCGCAGCCCUGCACUCGCAUAAAAUAUACAUUUCAAGCAUUACUUUUGACAGUAGUGUCAUACUCAAAUUUCUCUUUUUUUCUUUGCUCUCCCCAGUCUGAAAAAAAAUCUAAAAUCUUACAAAAUUAAGUAAAUAAGAUCGGAGGCCUGAGUGAAAGGAAAAUGAGCUUCAUCUAGUACCAAGGUUAACCCUGUUUUGAGUAACAUGCUGCAAAUUCACAUCCUAAUUUUUACAUCUGAAGAAAAGAUUCUCAAGAUUCUCACUUGUUUGUAGAAUCACUCAGUUAGAAAUGCAUUUGAUACAUCACACAAACUUUAUGUUGCCAACGUCUAAAGUACAAGUAGGAGAUCCAAUUUAAGUGACUUGCAAGAAUUGGGGGUUUUUGAUAUGGACAAUAUGACUUAUCACACAGACUGUCAUUUUGACAGGGCAACAGAAACACAAAAAGUUGUAUAUGCAGCUCUGGAAAAAAAUGAUCAGUUUCUCUGAAUUUACUUUUUAUAGCAAGAUGUCUGAGUAAAAUGGACAUUGUUCUUUUAUUCUAUGAACUACUGACAACAUGUCUCUGAAAUUCCAAGCAAAAUUGUAGUAUUUAUUUAGAAAUCAAUAUUUGGUGGAAAAAAACAUGAAGUUUUCAAUGAGGUUCAGUGCAGUGGACUCUUAUUUUUUUUCCAGAACCGUAUAUACAAAAUUUAUCAAACUUUUACACAUUGUGUUUAUGCAUAAAAUAAAAAUGGAAAGGUAAUUUUUCUAGAAUAACUCCUCCGUUGAUAAUUUGCACAUCCUGACAAUGAGGAAUGGGCCCCAUCUGUGUUCUGCACUGUGCAAACACUGACUGAAAAUAUGUCUGGACAAUCACUGAUCACACAAAAUGUCAUGUUCGUCAGGAGCAAAGGAACAGACUGUGCACCUCUCUCGACAGCUAAGAAUAUAUAAAUAAAUAAUAAACAAAGCUUCAGUAUGAACAUACAAAUACGAUGGAACUAAAAAUAAUUGGAGAACAGCUGCCUGGUUUGAUCUGUCUCGGUUUCAGAUGUGACAUUUGAAUGUUAGAUUCAGAAAUGAAUGAAAACAAUAAGAAAGCAUGCCUGGAUGCCUGGCCUGGGCCAGAUACUGUAGUGGGAGGAGGAAAGUGAUCAGACAGGGCACCAUUCUUGCAAGUGAGUUCACUUUAUCAGUUAUGUUAACAGGCAUGCUUGAGAUGCAUCAUAGUUCUAAACAUAGACAUGGAAAGCAUGUUUGUAUUAUGCAUCUUCAUCGUUGUUGCAUGGGUUUGAGUGCCGUCAAUAGGCUGUCCCUUAACCCAAUCCUUUCAUGCAUAAACAUCAACUGUUUUCAUUUUUACAUGCAAGAGUUCUUCAAACAAUAAAAUUAAUUGAAUCAUUCUUUGUUGGUCAUGUUGGUCAUGGAGGCAUGCAUGCAACAAGUACUUCUUACUUUCAAUGUAUGUUUAAUUCUGUCAAAAUUAUAAGGCUUUUCACUUAAAGAAAACAGUGUAAGCUCAUUUAAAUCCAGUCUUCAUCCAUGGAAAUGGUCUGUAGCAGCUGUAGGCGACGCUCUUGUCAUCUUCCAUCACAUACAAACAAAAUUUCUGUGGUUUGUUCCUACAUAUUUAAACUAUUAUUGCCUGUUGCCCUCAGCUCAAGUGAACCCAUUCAAAUGAACACAAAUGUUUCACUUUCUCUGUCUUUACAGCGGUUCCUUUCUCUUUCCCGUGGAUCUAUGCAGAAGCUCAUUUCCUUUUUUUGGUUGUAAUGGUGUUCCUUAGUAUGCUGAACAAUGUAUGUCUCUCCUUGUCUUAUUUAAGUUACUGCCUUGUUACUUUCUUCUUCUUUUUCUUUGAUUUGAUUUGAGCGUCUUAAAUCACUGAUGUUUGAAGACAGUGUGGCACAGUUAGACCAACAGAUUUCACCCUCAGCACCACAGCCUUUUUGUGAAAGACUGUGGUUCUCUGUGUGUGAAGGUAAAAAGUUUAUUAUUCUAGAGAUGAAAAAGGCUCAAAUGCAUAUAGAACUACCAUUGCGAUUAUGAUUAUUAUUACUAUUAUACUACCAGUAUAUUGUAAUAUUAUAGAUGCUUUAGUUCAAGUAACUUCUUUAAUUUUUUUUACAAACAACUUUGAGAUGAAUGAUUUAUAAGAGUCUCACAGGUCAUGAUCUUUUUGAAAAGUAUGAAAACUACUGCUACAAUUACUAAAAUUGUGUUCUAAUGAAAAUAAAUACAAAUAUAAUGAUA
Messenger RNA from Xiphophorus couchianus (Monterrey platyfish), 7612 nucleotides. It is a transcript of the gene nalf1b, whose product is annotated as NALCN channel auxiliary factor 1b. The record is from RefSeq and is a predicted model, not a curated record. Gene Ontology annotation, molecular function: stretch-activated, monoatomic cation-selective, calcium channel activity. The coding region runs from base 998 to 2206 and encodes 402 amino acids. Gene Ontology annotation, biological process: calcium ion import across plasma membrane. Gene Ontology annotation, cellular component: plasma membrane. The transcript is spliced from 3 exons. NCBI's taxonomy places the organism in Eukaryota, Metazoa, Chordata, Actinopteri, Cyprinodontiformes, Poeciliidae.